Penicillium hordei is the source of this 1611-nucleotide messenger RNA. RefSeq names its product amino acid permease. Gene Ontology annotation, biological process: amino acid transmembrane transport. Gene Ontology annotation, cellular component: membrane. Gene Ontology annotation, molecular function: amino acid transmembrane transporter activity. The transcript has 5 exons. Bases 1 to 1611 code for a protein of 536 amino acids. The record is from RefSeq and is a predicted model, not a curated record. Lineage: Eukaryota; Fungi; Ascomycota; Eurotiomycetes; Eurotiales; Aspergillaceae.
AUGGCCGAUAUCGAGAAACAGCCGGGAGCAGAGCCCUCCAAGGCCCUAGGCACAACAGGCGAUGAUUACCAGACAAACCCAUUUGUCAAUGCAGACAAGCUGGCUCGCCGCUUGUCUGGGCGCCAGGUGCAGAUGAUCGCGAUUGGCGGUACUAUCGGCACCGGUCUGUUCCUCGGAACGGGAUCGUCGCUCGCUAAGGGUGGGCCUGCUUCAACACUUAUUGCAUACGCUAUUUGUGGUGGUAUUGUGUUUAUAACUAUGCUGUGUCUCGGUGAGAUGGCGGCUUUUAUGCCUGUUGCUGGGUCUUUCUGUACUUAUGCUGGUCGCUUCGUCGAUGAUGCGCUUGGAUUUGCAUUGACUUGGAAUUAUUGGUUUAAUGAUGCUGUUUCUACUGCAUCAGACAUCAUCGCUUUGCAGCUUUUGUUGCAGUAUUGGACUGAUAAUUUCCCCGGUUGGGCAAUCAGUCUAAUCUUUUUGGUUGUUGUCAUUGCAUUGAACAUCUUAUCUGUGAAGGUUUAUGGCGAGGUUGAAUAUUGGUUGAGUUUGCUCAAAGUCAUCACCAUUGUUAUCUUCAUCAUCCUUGGUAUUGCUGUGAACUGUGGUGGAAAUACAACCCACGAAUACAUCGGCGGCAAAAAUUGGCAUAAAGGCGAUGCACCCUUCGUCGGUGGAAUCGGCGGCUUUGCAUCGGUAUUCGUCACAGCCUCCUUCGCAUACGGCGGUACCGAAUCCAUCGCCAUCACAGCUGGUGAAACCAAAAGCCCCGCAAAAACAAUGCCAAAAGUCGUCCGCAACGUCUUCUGGCGUAUUCUUCUUUUCUACCUCCUCUCAAUCCUCAUCGUCGGCCUCAAUGUACCAUAUGACUACCCCGGUCUCUCAGAUGGUGACACAAAGACCAGCCCCUUCACAAUCGUCUUCCAGCAAGCCGGUUCCGCAGUUGCUGGGAGCUUCAUUAACGCCGUCAUCAUGACUUCCGUCAUCUCAGCUGCAAACCAUGCCCUCUUUGCCGGAUCUCGGCUUCUAUUCACUCUCGCUGUCGAUGGGUAUGCGCCCAAGUUCUUCGGUCAGCUCAACCGUUUCCAUGUUCCGUGGGUGGCUGUCCUCGCGACAUCCGUGAUCAGCGGUCUCUGCUUCGGUGCCAGCUACAUCGGCGCUGGACAGUUGUGGUCUUGGCUGCAGAAUAUCGUCGGUGUCUCAAACCAGCUCUCGUGGAUUUGUAUCGGUCUUGCUUCUCUGCGAUUCCGCUCGGCGAUCCGGGCUCAGGGUAUUGAGCAUCUUCUUCCUUUCAAGAACUGGACUUAUCCGUAUGGUCCGAUCUUUGCUGUUGGGCUUAAUAUUGUUCUUGUUCUUGUUCAAGGGUGGAAGUGCUUCAGUCCGCAUUUCAAGAGGGUCGAUUUUGUCUCGUUUUAUAUUGAAAUUCCGGUCAUGAUUUUCAUGUUCCUGGCUUGGAAACUGAUCAAGAGAACUAGCUUUGUGAGGAAGUCUAAUAUGGAUUUAAGGACGGAUCGCUAUGAUCCUUCUCAAGAGGAUGGGCCUGAGGGUCUGGUUACGGAGAAGAAGGCGGGUGCUUGGGGUAAAGCUCAACAGUUUGGGCAGUGGUUGUUCUUCUAG